GUGCUGCUCGGGGAAGGAGCUGGUGGACUGGCUGCUGAGCGCGGGGCUGGCCGUGCAGACGCGCAGCCAGGCCAUCGGCGUCUGCCAGGUGCUGGUGGACGGAGGAGUCCUGACCCACGUGAAGCAGGAGUGGCAUUUCCAGGACAAGGACACCCAGUUUUAUCGCUUUGCUGAGCUGGAGCUGAGCCCUGAGCCCGGCGCUGGGCUGCGGGAUGCGGAGGAGCUGCUGGAGGCUCUGGCCUUCCUGGCCCAGCUGGGUCCCGACGCGCUGCUCACCAUGGCCCUGCGCAAGCCGCCUGCCCAGCGGACAGAGGAUGAGCUGGAGCUCAUAUUUGAGGAGCUUCUCCACAUCAAAGCCGUGGCUCAUCUCUCCAACUCGGUGAAGCGGGAGCUGGCAUCCGUGCUGAUGUUCGAGUCCCACCAGAGAGCAGGCACCGUGUUGUUCAGCCAAGGAGACAAAGGCACGUCUUGGUACAUCAUCUGGAAGGGCUCGGUGAAUGUGGUGACCCAUGGCAAGGGCUUGGUGGCCACACUGCACGAGGGGGACGAUUUUGGGCAGCUGGCGCUGGUGAACGACGCACCCCGGGCGGCCACCAUCAUCCUGCGAGAGGACAACUGCCACUUCCUCCGAGUGGACAAGCAGGACUUCAACCACAUCCUCAAGGAUGUGGAGGCCAACACCAUGCGCCUGAAGGAGCACGGGAAGGUGGUGCUGGUCCUGCAGAAGAACCUGCAGGGUGGCAGCAACCAGCCAGCCACGGCGCGGAGCAGCAGGUACUUCGUGAUGGCUGGGACACCGGAGAAGAUCCUCGAGCAUCUGCUGGAGUUCAUGAGGCUCGAUGCCACGCUCUACGACCCUGUGGACACGCUGCUGGGGGAUUUCCUGCUGACCUACACCGUCUUCAUGCCGACCUCGCAGCUCUGCAGAGCUCUGCUGCACCAUUUCCGUGCGGAGCCACUGGAGGGCUCGGAGCAGGAGAAGGCCACCUACUCCCUGCACAAGAGGAGGAAGAUCCUGCGGCUGGUGAGCCAGUGGGUGCUGCUCUACGGGCGGCUGCUGCAGGGCGACCGCAGCACCACGGCUCUGCUGCAGAACCUGGCUGAUCUGGCCAGCCAGGACCCCCGCCUGGGCGGGCUGGUCCAGGAGCAAGCACAGGAGCGCCGGCGGCCCCGAGCGCUGGAGAACGGAGAUGGCAGCGUUUCUCCCCAGCCCAAGGCUCGGAGCUCGGGGAACUGGCUCUCGAGCCAGGAGGAGGCCAUUCUGAGCAGCAGCUGUGCCUUAAGAGCCCAGGACAAAGUGUCCUACGAGAUCUACAGACCCGACCACUCGUGCCUGAUGACGGUGCUGCCGGUCAACGCCUCGGUGCGGGACAUCCUGCGGGCCCUGGCCCCCCGGCUGGGCCGGGACCGGGAGCACAUCCUAGUGAAGGUGAAUUCGGCUGGAGAUAAAGUGGGGCUGCAGCCGGACGCCGUGGGGGUGUUCACGGCACUGGGGCUCAACGAGAGGCUCUUUGCCGUGAGCGUGGAGGAGUUGGGCAGCCUGACCCCCCACCCCGAGCAGCUGGGCCCUCACGUCGGCUCCUCGGAGACCCUGGACCUCAUCAGCUCCAAGGACCUGGCCAGCCACCUCACCGACUACGACUGGAACCUCUUCAAGAGCAUCCACCAGGUGGAAAUGAUCCACUACAUCGUGGGGCCGCAGAAGUUUCACGACGUGACCACGGCCAACCUGGAGCGGGUGAUGCGGCGCUUCAACGAGCUGCAGUACUGGGUGGCCACGGAGCUGUGCCUCUGCCCCGAGGUGGGCAGGAGAGCCCAGCUCCUCCGCAAGUUCAUCAAGCUGGCUGCACACCUCAAGGAGCAGAAGAACCUGAAUUCCUUCUUCGCGGUGAUGUUUGGUGUGAGCAACACGGCCGUCAGCCGCCUGGCCAAGACCUGGGAGAGGCUGCCCCACAAGAUCCGAAAGCUGCACUCGGCGCUGGAGCGGAUGCUGGACCCGUCGUGGAACCACAGGGUCUAUCGUCUGGCCGUCGCCAAGCUGAGCCCCCCCAUCAUCCCCUUCGUGCCCCUCCUCCUCAAAGACAUGACCUUCAUCCACGAGGGCAACCGCACGCUGGCCGAGAACCUCAUCAACUUUGAGAAGAUGCACAUGAUGGCAAAGACGGUGCGUGUCCUGCAGCGCUGCCGGGGCCACGCACACGCUCCGCUCUCCCCACUGAGGAAUCGCUCCCCGCACCGGCCGGAGGACCCCAAAGCCGUCAGGAUCUCCACGUGCUCGGAGCAGUCCCUGAGCGUGCGGAGCCCUGUCUCCACCUGGGCCUACCUGCAGCACCUCAAAGCCAUCGACAGCCAGAAGGAGCUGCUGCGGCUCUCGCACGACCUGGAGUCCUGAGGGGGCCGUAGGGGGGAAAAGGGGAUGUGGCAGCCCCUCUGCCGGCGGCGGGGACAGUCCUGGUGGCUCUGGUCCCAGUAGCACUGGGCAUGGGGAUGUACUGGAGCCGGCCAAGAGCAGCCUCUGGCCACCGGCACCGGGAUGCUGGGAUGCAGCCGGGCUGCGGCCAUCGAGGGCCAGGGACAGCGGAGUGAGCAAUAGAGGUAUUUUUGUACACAAGGCUGCACUCCCCUUUCUUCUCCGUGCAGCAGCCUGGAUUCACUCCCUGCGUGGGCCAGGGAGGAUGGAUGGAGCCCUGGAUGCGCCCCCUGAUGCUGCCUCCCCUUGGGGUGCCGGGCUGGAAGGUGCCCCGUGCUCCCAGAGGGACUUGAGCCAGAGCAUCCCUACGAGCAGGCAUGUCUCCAUCGGGAUGCAGACACCCAGGCUGAGCUUGGGGUCUGGCUCGUGCUGCUGCGCUGCCCCACAGAUCCUGGGGGCAGCUCCAGAGGGGACCUGCCCUUCCCUCUGUCCUGUCUGUCCCAUGGGAGGUGUUGGCUGCAUCCCCUGUCCCAUCUUCUGGGAGCUGCAUGACCCCAGGAGCCCAUGGGGAAAGUAUCUUGAGCCCUCCCAGGACUGUUGGGGCUUAAACCAGCCUUGGGCUAACCACAGCCUUCUCCGUGCCUCAGUUUCCCCACAUGGAUGGGGGCAGGAAUAGCCACCUACAGCCAUGGUGCAGAGGCAGGAGAGCAUCCCUGGUGGGAGGAAGCUGUGGUGGCCUCGUGAUGGAGAUGGUGACCUGCUCUGGCCAUCCCCAACCCCUGACCAGUUGCUGUUGGGGGUUUGGGGGAGAUGUCUCUGAAGGAGGCAGAGCUGAUGGACCCGGGGUGUGGGGGGGACCCCUCUCCCUCCCUUCAGAGCAUCUUUGUCUGCCCAUGGAGCAAUUUUAGCAAUGACCUUCCCAACGCUCUGAGCAGGCCUGGGUGAAGCUGUGGGGUUCAGGGGAGUUUGUGGCCCCCCAAAGCUCCCACAUUGUCUGGGUCCCAGCGUGGAGGAGGCUCGUAGCCCCUGGCAGGUCUGUGCCCCAGCCAGGACACCGUGGAGCCACAAGCCAAAGCCCCCCCAAGCCUUGCCCCAAGGGCUGGGCUAGAGGGGACCGGAGCUUUGCUGCGUUAAUUGUUCUUUUCAGUAUCACCGUGCAGAUGAACGGGUUGCUUAAAAUAAAAGUCCCCAUCACACCUAAA
This is a messenger RNA of Calidris pugnax (ruff), 3612 nucleotides long. It is a transcript of the gene RAPGEF3, whose product is annotated as Rap guanine nucleotide exchange factor 3. Gene Ontology annotation, cellular component: plasma membrane. Gene Ontology annotation, biological process: positive regulation of GTPase activity; Ras protein signal transduction. The transcript is spliced from 24 exons. The coding region runs from base 278 to 2392 and encodes 704 amino acids. The record is from RefSeq and is a predicted model, not a curated record. Gene Ontology annotation, molecular function: guanyl-nucleotide exchange factor activity. NCBI's taxonomy places the organism in Eukaryota, Metazoa, Chordata, Aves, Charadriiformes, Scolopacidae.